Molecule: messenger RNA, 1163 nt
Organism: Polyodon spathula (Mississippi paddlefish)
Lineage: Eukaryota; Metazoa; Chordata; Actinopteri; Acipenseriformes; Polyodontidae
Product: E3 ubiquitin-protein ligase TRIM47-like
Exons: 6
Coding region: 45-1163 (372 amino acids)
Molecular function (GO): zinc ion binding
Source: RefSeq, a predicted model, not a curated record
UCGUUGGUUUUGAUGUUUGUUUUAGUUUUAUUUCCUUCUCUGAAAUGGCAGCAGCAGCUGUGUCUACCGGUCAGGUCUCAGAAGACCAGAUCAUCUGUCCGAUUUGUUUGGCUGUUUUCACCGACCCCGCCUCCACUCCUUGUGGGCACAGCUUCUGCUCAAAGUGUGUUGGACAAUACUGGGAUCAGAGUGAUACUAUUAAAUGUCCACUGUGUAAGAAAAGGUAUUACAGGAAGCCUGAUCUCAGCAUUAACAGGGUCUUGGCUGAAAUUGCAGAGAACUUCCGAAAGCAGAAGGAGAGGUGUACUGUAGAAACGGAGCCUGGAGAUGUGCCAUGUGAUUUGUGUAUUGGGAGGAAAUUCAAAGCUGUCAAAUCCUGUUUGACGUGCCUGGCCUCUUACUGUGAAACUCACAUCAAGCCGCACCGCGAGGUUGUCACAUUAAGGAAACACAGACUGGUCGAUGCAACUGAGAAUCUGGAGGAGAAACUCUGCCAGCAACACCAAAGGGCUUUGGAAGUGUUCUGCCGGACCGAUCAGAGUUAUAUCUGCUGGCUGUGUACUGAAGAGAGACACCGGGGUCAUGAUACAGUCUCAGCUGAGAAGGAGAGAGCUGACAAACAGAAGCAGCUGGAAGAAUUACAGACAGAAAUUCAAAAGCAAAUCCAGAAGAGAGCGGAGAAGUUGAAAGAGGCUUUGGAGGCCAUGAAUAGUUCUGAACAGAGAGACAUGGAGGCAAACCAACAGAUCAAAGCUGAGCUGAUCCAAUCCAUUGAGACUUUCUGGGCUGAGGUGACAAAGGAGGUUGAUGCCAAAAACCAAGCAGCAGUGAAUCGGGUUGAAGGACUCAAGAUGAAACUGCAGCAGGAGAUUGCUGAGCUGAGGAGGAGAAACGCUGAGCUGAAACAGCUUUCAGAGACAGAAGAUCACACCCAUUUUAUACAGGGCAUUCAAUCACUCUCCCCGGAUUGUAGAGACCUAUCCAGCUUGACUGUCAAUACAGAGACACCUGCCACUGUUGCCAACAAUGCGCUGUCUAGGAUUAAAGAGCUCAUUGGGGAAAUCUGUGAGGGAGAACUGGAGAACAUUGUCAAAGCAGUGAAUGAAGCAGAAGUGUGCACUCUGGUACCUGGCAACAGGGGGCGGCACUCAGAAGUGACCUAA